Molecule: messenger RNA, 2278 nt
Organism: Zalophus californianus (California sea lion)
Lineage: Eukaryota; Metazoa; Chordata; Mammalia; Carnivora; Otariidae
Product: IST1 homolog
Exons: 2
Coding region: 28-1080 (350 amino acids)
Biological process (GO): protein transport
Source: RefSeq, a predicted model, not a curated record
GGAUUCAGCCAGGAGGAACAGCACAGCAUGCUGGGCUCUGGAUUUAAAGCUGAGCGUUUACGAGUCAAUUUGAGAUUAGUCAUAAACCGUCUUAAACUAUUGGAGAAAAAAAAAACGGAACUGGCCCAGAAAGCACGGAAAGAGAUUGCUGACUAUCUGGCUGCUGGGAAGGAUGAACGAGCUCGGAUCCGAGUGGAGCAUAUUAUCCGAGAAGACUACCUUGUGGAGGCCAUGGAAAUUCUGGAGCUGUAUUGUGAUCUGCUGCUGGCUCGGUUUGGUCUCAUCCAGUCUAUGAAGGAACUAGAUUCUGGUCUGGCUGAAUCCGUGUCUACACUGAUAUGGGCUGCUCCUCGGCUCCAGUCAGAAGUGGCUGAGUUGAAAAUAGUUGCUGAUCAGCUCUGUGCCAAGUAUAGCAAGGAAUACGGCAAGUUAUGUAGGACCAACCAGAUUGGAACUGUGAAUGACAGGCUAAUGCACAAACUCAGUGUGGAAGCCCCACCCAAAAUCCUGGUGGAGAGAUACCUGAUUGAAAUUGCUAAGAACUACAAUGUGCCCUAUGAGCCUGACUCUGUGGUUAUGGCAGAAGCUCCUCCUGGGGUAGAGACAGAUCUUAUUGAUGUUGGAUUCACAGAUGAUGUGAAGAAAGGGGGUCCUGGAAGAGGAGGAGGGGGUGGUUUCGCAACACCAGGUGGUGGACCUGAUGGAACAGUGCCUAUGCCCAUGCCCCUGCCCAUGCCCUCUCCCAGUACUCCUUUCUCCUACCCACUUCCAAAGGGACCAUCGGAUUUCAAUGGAUUGCCAAUGGGGACUUAUCAGGCUUUUCCCAAUAUUCAUCCACCUCAGAUACCAGCAACUCCCCCAUCGUAUGAAUCUAUUGUUGGUCCUGGGCCGAAGCCGGAAGCCUCUGCAAAGCCCCCUUCCCGACCUGUGGAUACCUACGAAAACUUUGUACUACCGGAGUUGCCGUCUGUGCCAGACACACUACCAACUGCAUCUGCUGGUGCCAACACCUCAGCAUCUGAGGACAUUGACUUUGAUGAUCUUUCCCGGAGAUUUGAAGAGUUGAAAAAGAAAACCUAGUUCUCUUAAACCAGGCAACCUCCAGGCUCUGAGAUUUGAGACUGAGCUUUUUCUCCUUGUAACAAAGAAUCUCCAUGAAACUCGUUUUCAUCUCUUAACCAUCACUGAGCACACUCUUCCUUUGGGUUCUCUUCCUGCUCUAAGUUCUGCUGCUUUCCAGUUCUCUGUUGCUCCUAAGAGACUAAUUAUUAGAGACUAUGAGGCCAGAGCAGCUGACCCUGGGCAGCUGAGCUUGUCCAUCUCCUUUGAGUGUGAACCCAGGUUCUCCCAUCACCUGUUUUUCUGUCCCUCCACGGGGGAGUGGGAAGGUGAAAGCAUUAUGAGGAGAGCUGCCAAAGAUGGCUGGACACGGAGAAUACUUCUUGAAGUCUUUCAGCCCUGUGCUGAAGUUCUAGACUUAGGAAAAAACCCCUCUGUCCAGAGGGAUUUGUAGUGAGCAAGAAUCAAAGCAAAGGUGUGCUAUGAAUGGGAGAGACUGACUCUGGAAGCCCCUUUAACAGUUCUUGGAAGCUCGGUGCUCUCAUUGGCUUAUACACUACUUCUUGCUGCAGGGCACUAUUCUACCUGGAUCCAGUUGCAAAGUUUAUUGGGAAAGUUGAAGGCUUCUCUUGGAUCUACUGGAUUCUCAGGGAGCCCUCCGUGGCCUUUUGCUUUGAGUACUGUGUUCCCCUUUUACCAGAGGGCAGCACUGCCCAAAUUCCUGUUUUCCCCCAUGGCAUGUUCUGUUGGAUUGCAUUUACUGGCGAAUGAAGGACAGGUCACAUACUGGGCAGAAGUCACCAUUCAAGGCUAGGGUGGGCUUCCAGUUGCCUUAAUAGAAGUACUCAAGUCUCUUGGGUAGUGAGCUGGAAUGCCUACAGGGGAAGUGGAGUUCCUGUUUUCAUUUGAAAACUUUGAUUAAGAGAACCUUUAAAAACUGAUUUCAUAUAAGUUUUUGGUGCCCAUAAAAAAUGUGGCUGCAGUUGUUGAUUACUUUCCUAGGUGGAUGAGACUCUUACUAUUGUAACUUAACGGUGUUCCUUUACCCCCUAGCUGAGGCCAUCCUUCCCCAGAGGGAUGGCUUUGGGAUCAGAAGAUAGGACUCUGGCUUCUGUAGUGUAAAUGUACACACCUGUUUCAAGCAACUUUAAUGUUUUUGAUUGGUUUGUAUCUCAUAGCUCAGUAGCUGAUAAUAAAGUUAAGAAUUCUGAAAAAAAAA